Thlaspi arvense is the source of this 1482-nucleotide messenger RNA. Lineage: Eukaryota; Viridiplantae; Streptophyta; Magnoliopsida; Brassicales; Brassicaceae. The record is from the annotation of a GenBank genome assembly.
GGAUCCACUGCCGUAUGAUUAUUAUGGGCCACUCAUAAAACUUAACCCAGAAUGAAAAGCCCAAAUAAAUACAUUUACUCACCGUUUGUUAACGAUUGUUCUAUUCGCGAAGAGAUUCAUCUGAUCUAAUCAGUUACUGGGCCACGAGCCUGGAGAAAAAAAUUAUUUUCCGGGAAACCCAAUUGAAUAAGAUGGUGAUUUUGAUGGACAAAAAGGAAAAGGAAGCUACCUAAUAAUAAUCUGAACAAAAAUCAAACCAGCGAACGAAAGAGAAGAUACGACCGGCGAUGGUUGGGCAGCAUCCUCGCCGUCUUGCCGUGACGGCGGUUCCCGUGAUCCUAUUAUUUUUGGUUCUCAGCAAUUCUGCCGGCGCUUCGAACUCGGUGUCGGCUUUCGUUCAGAACGCCAUCUUGUCCAACAAGAUUGUCAUCUUCUCCAAGUCUUACUGCCCGUAUUGCUUGCGCUCGAAACGUAUCUUCGGCGAGCUUAAGGAACAGCCAUUUGUUGUGGAGCUUGAUCUCAGAGAGGACGGAGAUCAAAUCCAGUACGAGCUUCUGGAAUUCGUUGGCCGCCGUACAGUCCCGCAAGUUUUUGUAAACGGCAAGCAUAUUGGUGGAUCAGAUGAUCUUGGAGCUGCUGUGGAGAAUGGUGAGCUGCAAAAGCUUCUUGCUGCAAGUUGAUUUUGAGAAUCUGGAAAGUGAUUUACAGGAAUAGUUGUAAUCUUUGACUGAAUAAAUCGAAUUGGUAUGUGUCUUGAUUGUUCAUUAUACAUAUAUAAGUUUAUGACGGCGUUGGUAAAAAAAAAAAACUUCAUCUUUCAUUACUGCAUUGCUCCGGUGAUUGUUUGCCUUAGCGAAUGGUUAACAAGUCUUAGGAGUAUUCCAUCAUAUACUGUAACUCUUUAUCCAAUUUUUGCUGCGGUCAACGAGUGGUUGGAUUAUGAUCGUGGUCCUUGUAUUCUAUCAGCCUCUGCUGCUACCGAAACAAGAUUGUAUCUACAAAGGGCAGGAGACGUCAGGAUUGCUACUAUAAAGGUGAAAAGCAAUUACCUUUCAACUUGCAGAAAAGAUGAUCAAGAGAGAUCAUGGCUCCGUGCGAAAAGAUUCGCACCAGUCAUGGUAAAUUCUAGAUUAUGGGAAGCGUAUCAGGUGAAUAGUUAGCUUCAUGUCCCACACCUGCAUGUCUUUUUAUGUUAAAGCUGGCUACAAAUCUGCAUAUGGACAUAGUCUGCUGUGAAAUCUUGAGGAGCUGUUUUAGGCGGUAAUUUGAAACCGACGAGGCCAGUCUGUAGGCCACUUGCUCCCUCUCUGUUGCAUCUUAACAUGUUCUAGAAGCAUUUGGUAGGACAGGAUAACGCCAAACACUCUGCUAGGAAACCGUUACUGUCGAGAUGACUCUGCUAGGAAACCGUUACAGUCGAGAUGGCUGGGAACUGAACCUGAGACAGUGAGACUCAGUGCUCGUCUCCUUUGGUGCACAUGC